GCUGCUGCUGCUGCUGCUGUUGCUGCUGAUGCUGAUGCUGGUGCUGAUGCUGCUGUCGGUGCUGCGGAGGAGAGAGAGCAUCUUUGUCUGCACACCGCGGCUCUGGGCUUCCCCGCCUGCCGUCCUCCUUCGACACACCAACAUCUGAUGAGAAGAAAAAACUAUCCUCUCUGAAGACAGAGGUCGCGCGUCCGUCUGCCGCAUUCAUCUGAGCUGUAUAUUUAGGGAUAUUUUCCGCUCCUUCCAUUGUGUUUGCUGUUCUGCUGCUUGGAAUAAUCAAACCCUCCCCGCAGCCUAUCCAUGUGUCGGAUCGCUGGGUGAUGCACAGGAUGCUGGGAUGCUGAAGAGAGUGGAGGCUGCACCUAGGCUGCGUGCCUAGCGAACCCAUGGAAAACUGACAGGAACAGUGCUGGAUGGAGGCCAAGACACUGGAUGGCGAAGACGAGGAAGCACACAGUAUUGUGGAUCAGUUGUGUUUUGUUUGUUCCCUUUCUCAGCCGUUCGAAAGUAGAUGCAAAGCCUUCUGUGCUGCGCCUCAAUCACUGAGAGAUGGCAAAAAGAAUAGACAGUCAAGGCUAAAGCUCAGUGGAGUCGGAGUCUUGUCUCUGCACAUUUUAGUGUGAUAACAAAAACGAUUACGGACGCUAAGUAACAUUUCCUUAUUGAAUUCUGCCCCACGCAGGAGCCACUAGUAGGUAGCAGAUAGGCGACCAUCAUGGGCAGCUGCAGGAGCAAAGUUUCCUGGUUUUUGUUCUUAGUGGGAUUGGUGCUAACGGGAAUUGCUUUGGAAUAUGAGGGAGUUCCUGGUCAGUGGACGCGCUACGGCCAGUGGGACGCCAAGGCGACAGGAGAGCUCACCUUCAUCCUGAAAACCAACAUCAGCAAAGCCCUGGUGCUCUACCUCGAUGACGGGGGGAACUGCGACUUCCUGGAGCUCCUGGUUGCAGACGGGAGGCUCCAACUGCGCUUCACCAUCCAUUGUGCCGAACCGGCCUUCGUCCACACGGAGACGCACGUCAACGACCAGCGCUGGCACCGAAUCCUCAUCGUUCGCGACUACAGAGAGACCAGACUGGUGGUGGACAACGAGGAGAAAGUGGCCGAGGUGAAAUCCAAGAGGAAAGAGAUGGCGGUGGCCAGCGACCUCUACGUCGGGGGGAUCUCGCCCGACGUCCGUCUGUCGGCUCUGACCUCAAGCACCGUCAAAUAUGAACCGCCGUUCCAGGGUUUUAUAUCCAACUUGAAAGUGGGGGAAGCGCUCCCGGUCCUGUUGGACGGCCAAGCCGUGCAUAACGACCUGGAGUACAUAUGCGGUACAUUUUCCCCCUGCAGCAACAACGGUGUUUGCUCCGUCAGCCAAGGAGAGAUCCUCUGUGACUGUAUCAAUACCAACUACAUGGGAAGGUAUUGCCAUGAAGCUGUCCAGAGAGAAGUACAAGGUCUGGCGCACCUGAUGUUAAACCGCCAAGGGCAGCAGGAGUCGGUGGCCACCUUCAAAGGGAACGAGUUCUUCAGCUACAACCUGUCCCAGAGUCCCAUCCAGAGCAGCCUGGACGAGAUCACGCUGUCCUUCCGCACGCUGCAGAGGAACGGCCUGCUGCUGCACACGGGGAAGUCGGGCGACUACGUCAACCUGUCGGUGAGGAACGGCGCCCUGUGGCUGGUCAUCAACCUGGGCUCGGGGGCCUUCGAGGCCCUGGUGGAGCCGGCCAGCGGCAAGUUCAACGACGACGUCUGGCACGACGUGCGCGUGACCCGAAACCUUCGCCAGGUGACGAUCUUGGUGGACGGGAUUCUCACCACCACCGGCUACACCCAGGAGGACUACACGAUGCUGGGCUCCGAUGAUCUCUUCUACAUCGGGGGCAGCCUGAACACGGCCGACCUGCCCGGCUCCCCGGUCAGCAACAACUUCAUGGGCUGUCUGAAGGAUGUGGUCUAUAAGAAUAAUGAGUUUAGGCUGGAGCUGUCGCGGCUGGCUGAGCAGCGGGACCCCAGGAUCAGUAUCCAUGGUGACCUGAUAUUCAGCUGCGAGAGUGUGGAGGCCCUGGAGCCGGUCACCUUCGACACGCCAUCUGCCUACCUGACACUGCCCAGGUGGAACACGAAGAAGACGGGCGCCAUAUCCUUCGACUUCCGCACCACGGAGCCCAGCGGCCUGCUGCUGUUCAGCCAUGGCAGUCUGCAGGGCGUGCAGGGCGUGCAGGGCGUGCAGGGCGUGCAGGGCGUGCAGCCUGCGCAGCCCGACAGGAAGCCCCGCGUCGACUUCUUCGCCAUCGAGAUGUUGGACGGCUUCCUUUACCUGAUCAUGGACAUGGGCUCCGGCAGCAUCAAGAUCAGGGCCGACAGCGACAGGCUCGACGGCGGCGAGUGGUGCCAUGUGGACUUCCAGAGAAAGGGGCGUAAUGGCUUUAUUUCGGUGAACAGCCGGAGCAUCCCCUUCACUGCUAAUGAAGGCAGCGAGAUCCUUGACCUAGAUGGAGACAUGUUUCUGGGAGGUUUGCCGGAAGACCGGCAGGCCCUCAUCCUGCCCCCCGAGGUGUGGACGGCCUCCCUCAACCUGGGCUUUGUGGGCUGCAUGAGGGAUCUCUUCAUCGACGGCCAGAGCCGGAACAUGAGGCGGCUGGCGGAGGUUCAGAGCGCCACAGGUGUCAGCAGCUCCUGCACCAGAGAAACUCACCUGAGGUGCACCAGGGACACGUGUGCCAACGGCGGACACUGCAGAGAGGGAUGGAACCGCCACGUCUGCGACUGCAACAGCACGGGUUACCUGGGCCCCAGCUGUGAGAAGGAGGCCACCACCGUCAGCUACGACGGCAGCAUGUACCUGAAGGUGCUGCUGCCCCGGACGCUGCACACGGAGGCCGAGGACGUGUCGCUGCGCUUCAUGUCCCAGAGAGCCUUCGGCCUGCUGAUGGCCACCACGUCCCAGCAGUCGGCGGACACGCUGCGCGUGGAGCUGGACCGAGGCCGAGUGAGACUCACCGUGAACCUGGAUUGUAUCAGGAUAGACUGUAAUCUCAGCAAGGGACCGGAGACUCUGCUUGUAGGCGAGAAGCUGAAUGACAAUGAGUGGCACACGGUGCGGGUGAUGCGGCGUGGGAAGACCUUGCAGCUCUCCGUGGACAAUGCAACAGUGGAAGGGCACAUGACCGGCGCCCACACCCGCCUGGAGUUCAACAACAUCGAGACGGGGAUCAUGACGGAGCGGCGCUUCAUCUCCGUCAUGCCGUCCAACUUCAUCGGCCACCUGCAGGCGCUGUCACUCAACGGGAUGCUGUACCUGGACCAGUGCAAGAACGGAGACAUCUCCUACUGCGAGCUGAACGCGCGCUUCGGCAUGAGGCACAUCGUGGCCAACCCCGUCACCUUCCUGACGCAGGCCAGCUACCUGGCCUUCUCCACGCUGCAGGCCUACGCCUCCAUGCACCUCUUCUUCCAGUUCAAGACCACCAGCCCCGACGGCUUGAUCCUGUACAACUCCGGGGAUGGAAGUGACUUCAUCGUGGUGGAGCUCGUCAAAGGCUACAUCCACUACGUGUUUGACCUGGGAAACGGACCGUCGCUGAUGAAGGGCAACUCUGACAAACCCCUCAACGACAACCAGUGGCACAACGUGGUGAUCUCCCGCGACAGCAACAACGUCCACGUCCUGAAGAUCGACUCCCGCACCGUCACCCAGCACGCCAACGGAGCCCGGAACCUGGACCUAAAAGGGGAGCUGUACAUCGGCGGUGUCGGGAAGAGCAUGUACAACAGCCUGCCCAGGCUGAUAGCGUCCCGGGAAGGAUACAAAGGCUGCCUGGCAUCUGUGGACCUGAACGGCCGACUCCCCGACCUGCUGGCAGAUGCCCUCCACAAGGUGGGCGAGGUGGAGCGCGAGUGUGCAGGUCCCAGCACAACCUGUACAGAGGACUCAUGCCACCACCAAGGUGUGUGUCUGCAGCAGUGGGAGGGCUUUUCCUGUGACUGCACCAUGACCACCUAUGGGGGACCUUUCUGCAGCGACCCCGGGACCACGUAUAUCUUCGGGAAAGGAGGGGCGCUCAUCACGUUCACCUGGGCCCCGAACGAGCGGCCGAGCACGCGAGCCGACCGCUUGGCUCUGGGCUUCAGCAGCCAGCAGAAGGACGCCGUUCUGGUGCGCGUGGAGAGCACCAGCGGCCUCGGAGACUAUCUGCAGCUGCACAUCGAUCAAGGAAAGAUCGGUGUCAUCUUCAAUGUGGGGACGGACGACAUCACCAUCGAUGAACCCGCUGUCAUUGUAAAUGAUGGCAAGUACCAUGUUGUGCGCUUCACCCGCAGCGGUGGCAAUGCCACUCUCCAGGUGGACAACCAUCCUGUAAUUGAGCGUUUCCCGCCAGGACACUAUGAUAAUGAGCGACUGGCUAUUGCUAGGCAAAGAAUCCCAUACAGACUUGGUCGGGUAGUAGACGAGUGGCUACUCGAUAAAGGGAGGCAGCUGACCAUCUUCAACAGCCAGGCGGCCAUCAAGAUCGGCGGCCACGACAAGGGCCGGCCCUUCCAGGGCCAGAUCUCGGGGCUGUACUACAACGGCCUGCAGGUGCUGAAGCUGGCCGCAGAGAACGACCCCAGCGUGCAGGUGGAGGGCAACCUGCGGCUGGUGGGGGACUCGCUGUCGGUGCUGACCACGGACACCACCGCCGCCACGCCGCUCUCCGUGUCCGACAUGUCCACCACCAUCAUGGAGACCACCACCACCAUGGCAACCACCACCACCCGCAGGCAGCGCUCGCCCAGCCUGAGGGAGAGCAUCUCAAAGCCCCAGAGCUCUGAUGAUAUUUUAGUGGCCUCGGCUGAGUGCCCAAGUGAUGAUGAGGACCUGGAGGAGUGUGAACCAGGAACAGGGGGUGAAUUAGUCUUGCCUAUAAUAACGGUGGACUCCCUUGAGCCCCCAUCCAUCGCCACCCGUUACCCCGUGCUCCCUCCGCCUACCCUCCUCUCCCCUCUUGAAACCACCAAAGAGUCCCUGAUUCUCCCCCCUCACCCCUCCUGCCCCCCGGACCAGGAGGACUGCGGUGACCCCGUGGAGGUCUCGGCCUUCGGCUCAGGGGAGAUGACGGAAUCGGACGACGAGGACUUUUACAAUAAUAACUCCCCCGUGGUCACUGACAGGACAGUCCUUCCGCCACCUCCCGCCGUCGGCGAGGGUGGGGUCCAGAAAUCCCGCCCCGUACCUCCUUUUGUUCCCACCACCAACCCUGACCAGAUCCACAUCCCCGCAGGCAAAAUGAACACCCGCGACCAGGUGCUCCUGCCCCCCGCUCCCCCGUCCUCCCGAAACACACCGGGACUAACUUACCCUCCCAAUUUUCCCCAUGUGCCCACAGCCAACCCCACCACCUCCGACGAAAAGAGCCAGCACGGCGACGUGGAGGUGAUCAGGGAGUCCAGCAGCACCACCGGGAUGGUGGUUGGCAUCGUGGCUGCUGCUGCUCUCUGCAUUCUUAUCCUCCUCUAUGCCAUGUACAAGUACCGCAACCGGGACGAGGCCUCCUACCCGGCGGACCAGGGCCACAGUUUUGCCAACAACUCCACGGCGGAGGGCAACGGAGCCGUGGUCAAGGACAAAAGCACGCCGACGGCCUCCGUGGCAAAGACCAGCUCCAAGGGCAAAAAGAACAAAGACAAGGAGUACUACGUCUGAAAAACCGGAGACGGAGAACCGGCAGGUGCGGACGGACUGAGACUUAGAGGAGGACGGAGGAUUGGUUCUGUCUUGCUGACUUUCAGAAAAAAAAAGGAAAAAAAAAAAAUCACAGGCCAUUAAAAAAUAUCUGCACAAAGCAAAUAUAGAUUGCUUUUACAUGUUUCAAAAAGUCGCUCAGCUCCCAAUGAUGGUUAAUUCUUCUCGAUGGCGCAAGACCUGACUCGUCCUCUGUGUCAAAGAUGUACACUCGAUCUGCAUUCACCGAUUCUUUGUUAGUGUAUCUUUUUUAUGUUUCUACUAGCUAGGAGGAAGAAUAUCCACUUUGGCUUUGUAUAUAGCAUGGAUAUGGUACUGUGAAGAAAGCGCUGAGAACAUCCGGUUUCUUUGGACUUCUUUGUAAUGCCCUAUCCCGAGUCUCAAUGUCCCCAGUACGAUACAUGAGGCAGAACAGGCCAGUUAUUGAAUUUUUAUGGUAGAUGAGCAGAGAGGCACCCCGGCAAUCAUCCUGAGCACACUCCAAGAGAAAGCCUUUACUUGGAACAGACAUCACCUCUGCAGCCUCCGUGUUAUUUUGUGUGGUUUUAAAAGUCCCCCCAAUCAUUCUGCGUCUGUCCAGAGGAGAUAGUGUUACGGUGCUGAUGGAGUGUUGCCCUGUAAAAACCAGGCAAGAUAUUCGGCUUGUGAAAAAUUCUGAAUCUUUAAAGUGAUGGGAAAGAAAAAAAAAAAGUCACUCUCCAUCCUGCAAUCAGUGCAUCCUCUGGUGUGAUGGAUCAGAGACAUUACUAACGUGAGAUAGUGCCGUCAGUGUGCCAUGCCAUUCCAAGUAGGGAUAAAUGUGACCAGGUCAGCCAGUGAACACCAGUGAAGGCGUCUCUGUAAACAUGUAUAUAUAGAGGUUAGCAGACUGACGAGGCAGGGAAGAGAAAUAAACAUCCGAGAUGCGUGGUCCCCCCUCCCCGCCCGCCACUUUUCAGUGUUACAGUUGAAGGAGCUUUGAGGAGCACAGAUUCACAUUUACCAACGUAUUUCGGAUGGCUGCUUGGAAGCGCACCUCGCCAGGGGCUCCUUCACUCUCCAGCUUUUAUUUUCUCUGAGCUGUCAUUGGAUAAUUCAAAAGCACACAUCAAAUGUAAACAUCUCCGAGACAUAGAUACUCCUUGUAAAGCAGCAAAAUGUGUAUUCUUUUUUUUUUUCUCUAUCAGUUAUCAAAAGACUAUUCUAUGAAAUGAAUAAUUGAAAAUUUGUGAAUUGUAUUGAUAUUUCUCUGAUAUUUCAAUGUAUCUUGUUACCACUCUUCUUAACGCAUUACAUUUUUGAUUGCCUUCCACUUUAAUCUGGACAAAAAGCACACUCUCCUCAGAUAGCUGCAAAUAUCUUCUGUUUUUUGGAUUAUUUACCGUUCAUAUUAUGCAGAGAAAAACACAGGGAUGAAACAAAGCAAUGGUUUGUUUUGUUGCAUUGUGCAUUUUAUAUGUGCUGAAUCUGUUACUCGAUGGAUCUGAUGAUAUAAAGCCAUUUUCUCUGUUGAGUUCUUUAUUCAUGCUCUGUGAUCUCCUGUUAUCUUUUUUCUUUUUCUUUUUUUAUGAAAGUGCCAUUCAAUACGAGCCGCUCGGCGCUCAGAAAAUAUGCCAUUCUUCACCCAUUGCUAUUGUAUAGUGUUCAUGUGAAAUGGAUCUUAAUAUGUGUACAGAACGUGGAUAAAGAUGAAAAUACACUUGAUUAUAUACUUUGUACAAA
Cololabis saira (Pacific saury) is the source of this 7408-nucleotide messenger RNA. RefSeq names its product neurexin 2a (gene nrxn2a). NCBI's taxonomy places the organism in Eukaryota, Metazoa, Chordata, Actinopteri, Beloniformes, Belonidae. The record is from RefSeq and is a predicted model, not a curated record. Bases 716 to 5668 code for a protein of 1650 amino acids. The transcript has 21 exons.